Molecule: messenger RNA, 1311 nt
Organism: Magnolia sinica
Lineage: Eukaryota; Viridiplantae; Streptophyta; Magnoliopsida; Magnoliales; Magnoliaceae
Exons: 1
Coding region: 1-1311 (436 amino acids)
Biological process (GO): proteolysis
Molecular function (GO): aspartic-type endopeptidase activity
Source: RefSeq, a predicted model, not a curated record
AUGGUAAACUUGGCCACGUACUUGUUGGAAGGCGAGGCGGAGAACUGGUGGCAGGGCUUACAACGGAGCGUCCCGCCCACAUAUGCAUGGACAUGGGCUGGGUUUAAGACGAAGUUUCUUGAAAAAUACUUCCCCCGGUCAUGUAGGAAUGAGAAGAUAGCUCAGUUCUUAAAGCUGGAGCAGGGCAAUCUGACCGUCGCCCAAUAUGAGGCCCGGUUCGAUGAACUUUCUCGAUAUGUGUCGAAAGCCCUGGAAGAUGCUGAGUACAAAUUACAGAAAUUCAAGGAGGGGCUUCGACAGGGAAUCCAGUCGCGACUGUGUGCUUGGGACUUCGAAGACUUCGCCGAGCUGGUGGAUAAGGCUAUGAGAGUCGAAAAGGAUUUUGAACGCACCCUAAGGACCCGUUCCUCAGCUAGGGAAGCCCCAGUCAGGCCCAGACAAGCGCCUCCGGCCCCAUCUGCAUCGGAAAGGAGGGCCAGGGUCAUACCCGCAGGUGCACCACCCAUGCCUACCAUAAGAGGCUGUGAGUACUGCCACAAGAUCGGGCACUCUGCACGAAGUUGUUUCAAAAAGAUGAGAGACGAAGGCAUCGCUCCACCAGCAAGUCACCCGCAUCCAGGAUCCGUAGCUACCAAGGCAGCACUAAGGCCGCAGAUGCAGAGAAUGGGACCUCCAGUCCACCAGAGGGCCCCUGCUCGAGUAUUCACUGUAGCCACGGCAGACACCGAGGAAGACCUCCAUCAGACCAUUCACGGUACCGCUCACAUACAUGGUACCCCUGUCUUUCUCUUAUUUGAUUCCGGUGCAACCUUAUCUUUCAUGGAUUCUACUAUUGCAAAUAGACUAGGGCUGAACAUAACUCGCAUACAUGCUCCCUUAGUCGUAGCAUCCCCCAUGGGUAAAUUCCUCGAAACAGAUAAGAUAUGUAAAGAUUGUCCCCUAACUCUCGCAUACCAUGAAGUGGCUGUGGACCUAAUCCUCAUGCCUAUGAAACAAUUCGACAUCAUCCUCGGGAUGAAUUGGCUUUCUCGAGCCCAAGCAGUAAUGGACUGCCGCAACAAAACGGUCACCAUAACUGUCCCUGGACAGGCCUCCUUCAUCGUAAAAGGAAAAAGUAAGCACGGUACGCUGGAAAGAUUACAAGCCCUUGAAGAAUCAGAAUCAGUUGAAUCCGCUGUGAGCCAAAUCCCAGUGGUGCGGGAAUUCCCUAAAGUAUUUCAAGAGAUACCAGGUCUACCCCCAAGGCGAGUAGUAGAUUUCUUCAUCGACCUCAAACCAGGAACUGCCCCCAUAUCAUUACCCCCGUUUUGA